CCCUCAAUACUUCCCCUCCCCCCCCUUCUCUUUCUCUCUCUCUCUCUCUCUGCUCUCUUAAGAAGAGCGAGAGGGUCGAGCUGAAGGAAUCGCUUCCAUGGACAGGCACACCUGCAACCUUUGCUUCCGCCGCUUCCCCAAUGGACGGGCUCUCGGGGGGCACAUGCGCUCUCACGUCAUAUCUGCGGCCCCUCCGGUCCCACAGGCGCAGCACCCCGGAAACUCAUCCGCGUCCAUAUCCUCCGACCGACCUGCGGCGGAGCAGGAAGUAGGUGAGGAAGCGGAGGAGGAGGUGGGAGGCUCUUAUGGCCUGCGCAUGAACCCCCGGAAGAGUUUCCGGCUGGUGGAUCCCCAGUUCUCCUCUUCCGUCGCUGCCGUUGAGCUGGCCGGAUCUAGCGACGUCGUCCAGGACCGGGAGAGCGAGACGGAGUCCCCCAAGGAGAACCGACGCCGAUCUAAGCGAUCCCGCCGGGACACCGCGUCGCCGACGGAGCAGCCGGAGGCGGAGCCGGCUAGCUCUGUCUCGGACGCGACUCCCGAGGAGGAUGUCGCGCUCUGCCUCAUGAUGCUGUCCCGCGACUCCUGGGCUACUGCUGCGGCGGAGGAGGAGGCCCGACUGUCGGACGGCUUCGACGAGCAGGAAGAGGAGGAUCGGCGGGCCGCCGCUCGCACCCGGCAACCGCCGAAGAAGGGGCGGAGCCGGUACCAGUGCGGCGCGUGCAAGAAGGUGUUCCGGUCGUACCAAGCCCUCGGUGGCCACCGGGCGAGCCACAAGAAGACCAACGGCUGCGUCCCGGCCGUGGAGCCCCGGAUCUACGGCGAAGCCGACUCCGCCGACGCCAAUGCCGAUGCCAAAGUCCACGAGUGCCCCUUCUGCUUCCGAGUCUUCAGCUCCGGCCAAGCUCUCGGCGGCCACAAGCGGUCGCACUUCACGUCGUCCGCCACUAUGCUCACCGAGAACUCGCCGGUGUCACGCCCUCCCCCGUCAUGCUCGCCGCAGAGCACCUCCCCCCUCGCCUCCGCCGCCACCAAGUUCGGCGGCAGCAUCGGCAUGAUCGAUCUCAACUUUCCGGCGCCGUCGAUGGACGACGUGGAGCUGUCGGCCGUUUCCGAUAUGGAUUUCGUUGCCAACCCACGUCCCAACUGAAUCCACACACUCCACACGCCGAGGCCAUGCAAUCCGAGCGCUCCUUCUAACUCGAGGUAAGACUUGCAGAGACAAAGAAACACAACAUAAGAAACCAAAAAAGAUUUGAAGUAAAUCUUUUCUCAGCGCUGUUACAUAUUGGAGAAAGCUGGCGAUUUGGUGAUCUUAUUCGUAUGCUUCUGUUCUUCUUUGCUUAAGCUGACAUUAGUUCUACCAUUCUUUUUUGUGUUCAAGUUGCAGUUUUGCUUACUGUAGCAACAGCUGAUUGCUAUUGCCAAUUACUGCAGUUUUUCUCUUCACCAUCUCUUUGAUCAUAAACAUGUUUAUUCUUUUUUUGUGUA
This is a messenger RNA of Musa acuminata subsp. malaccensis (wild Malaysian banana), 1488 nucleotides long. RefSeq names its product zinc finger protein ZAT4. Gene Ontology annotation, biological process: regulation of DNA-templated transcription. The record is from RefSeq and is a predicted model, not a curated record. Lineage: Eukaryota; Viridiplantae; Streptophyta; Magnoliopsida; Zingiberales; Musaceae.